Messenger RNA from Lentinula edodes (shiitake mushroom), 1165 nucleotides. RefSeq lists its product as uncharacterized. The transcript is spliced from 4 exons. Gene Ontology annotation, biological process: protein phosphorylation. Gene Ontology annotation, molecular function: protein kinase activity; ATP binding. The record is from RefSeq and is a predicted model, not a curated record. The coding region runs from base 238 to 1074 and encodes 278 amino acids. Lineage: Eukaryota; Fungi; Basidiomycota; Agaricomycetes; Agaricales; Omphalotaceae.
GUAACGACUCGGCCGGGCCAAGAGGUGGUGCUGGUGCUGGAGGAAACAGUGGGUCGGGCUCGAGUGGCCAGGGUCGGAGCUCAGGAGGUGGCUCGUCUAAUGCUCGCACAAAGCGCAGUCUGAAGCCUACAUAUUCUCAGGGAGACAACAAGCGCCCCCGACAGCAUUCAGAUUUCCAGGUUGUUCUGAACCGAUUACACCUCGCAUUUAAUUGUCCGGGUGAACAACUGCUAUCGGAUGGCUUCAGUCACUAUUUUUUCAUUCCUACGGCAGAGUCAUCCACUGGUUAGCGGCAGUGGAACAUCAAGUAGUGAUACUGAUGCCUUUUGGUCACCAACGAGCACUGUCAGCUCAAUUCAUUCUCUGCCUCUAUCUUCCCCGCAAUACAGCCCUGUCCGCCCGAAAGGCAUCACCACAACCAGAUCCACAGAUAAUUCACUGACCCAAACAACCUCGCAAUCAGUUGUGGAAUCGUUAAGCGCCACUUCUCUCAUUGAAUCCCGCCCUCAGAAUCCCCUCUCAAUCAUUGAUCAUGCCGGUGUGAUCCUCGACACUAAGGUUCAUCAGUCUACUAUCGGGAUUGUAUGGGCCGGAAAGAUGUAUCUCGAAGGACUGGCAUCCGUCCCUAAACCCCUACGUAUUGUAGUCAAGCUUGCGGACUGGGAGAGAGAUAGCGAGGCGCCUGAGGGAUCUGAAACUCUUCACGGUAAAGCUCUCCGCUCUGAAGCCAAGAUUUACCACCACUUGGUUGGGUCAAAUAUUGGCCCUCAUUUCUAUGGCGUUUUCAAUAACUCAGGAUCAAUUGCACUUGUUCUCGAAUACAUGGGUAAAAGGCUCUCCAAUUUUGGUACCCUCACAGAUGAUAGCAAACACAAACUGUAUGAUCAAGUUUGCAACUUGCAUGCGCUUGGGGUCCAGCACAAUGAUCUAGCCCCACGUAAUAUCCUGAUCAACAAAGAGGAAGAUUUGACUAUCAUUGAUUUUCACCAAUCAGAACUUGGGCAUCAGUGCAAGGGAUCCGGAAGAUGCUCAGAGUUAAGGGACUUUGCGGAGCAACUUCGGAUAGUUGUUUGAAUUGUUGCACGUUCGAUUUAAGGUCAAUGACAAGCUGCUGCUGUACUAGGUUCACCAGUUGCGUAAAGGAAUAGUGUAAAUUCGAAAGACC